UUAAUCUAUGGUGUGGGAAAGCGACGCAUACUAGCUGCUAUUUUCCAACAACUGGUAUAUGUGCAGGUUUUCUGAUUAUGAGAGGUGAAGUCGAUUUGGAAGCCAGCAAACCAGCAAGUUCACCCCUACAUUUUGCUGCUGGUCAUAAUGCCUACUGUAGUAAUACUAGAAAGUCACUGAACUUCAACACUCUUCACAUUUACACAUUGAGUGAAUAUGUACGUGUAGCUUCUUGCACGAACUCUGACCUUCUCGCUGGACGUGGUGUUGUCAUUCAGAAGCAUGCACGCGGUCACUGUGUCGCUGACCAAGUGACAGGGGUCGCACUGGAGUGUUCGGUGCGGUCAGCCAUCCACAGUGCCAAAGUGCGGGAGUCGGAAUUGUUGCCAACAUGCGAUAAUGUUGUGUGGACAGAGAGUCGCAGCAGCUGCAGCAGCGGUUCUGUGGUCACCCACCCAAGCAGGCAACCUUACCCGAUGACCAAUGUUGUUGACUUACAUCUUAGCUCUGCCAAUAGGGAUGGCACUGCGUGUAUAUCAGCAGCACAAGAGCAUCUCUCAGAGAGUGGCUACGGCCAUUCUUUGUUCGGAAGUGCUGCACCGCGUGAGGCAGCAGUCGAUGUUACAACGUCGGUCCCCAAGUUAGAGACACCUGGAGCUUAUCAUGUCAACGGGGCUUCAGGAAAUGAAUAUCUAGGACUUGGAAUGCAGGCUACCUGCUUGGAGUCGAGGUGGGAUGACAGAGCUGCCGUAGAAAAUGCACAGCCACAGCAGCAGACAGCCAGCCAAGCUAAUGUAGGGAACGACACCAUGGAGGACCAGAUGGCUUUGACUAGUAAUACCUGUGAGAGACAUUCUGAGCUGCUCAGCAACGUGGAUCUCUCUCUGCCGUGCGCUCACGUCUGGUCAGACUCCGAUGACGAGGAGAGUGAGAAUGUGACGGGCAGUACGACUGGGGCUGGUUCCGUUAAAGCACCUGCAGACGACGGAAAAGAACGCGAGCCUACAGCAUUCGCACACCCCAAGAAAACUGGCGAGAAAGUAACUUUGCAUGAACGCGUUGUCAUAGCGCCCGGUGAGGGUGUGCGGUAUUUACACAGCGGUGACAAUGGGGCUGACGAUCGUCCGCUAACAAGCUGCAUACCGGUGCAGCGGCUACCAGCGUCGGCACCACCUCGUGAUAGCAUAGAUGACGUUAAGUCGAACAUGAUGUUCUUAUUUAGCGACGGAGAAGAAAACAUCACUGCGAAUACUUUGUCAGGUGGCGCUGGCGCAGAUACUGCGAAACCAGGGGGCGCCUGCGCUGAGCGGGGAGUGGAUGAAGCCACACCGGAUUGGAGUGAAAUGCCUGCGUGCGAGCUUCGUGGCUCGUCCAGACACAAGCUUGCCAGACUAGACCUAGAGAAGGCAAUUUUGGCGGGAAAUCUGUGCAAGGACUGGCGCGGCCUCGCAGAGUUGAUGGGAUAUGGGCAGGACGGGCUUGAGCGAUGCGAAAUGCUGCCGAUGGGCAAAAGAACAAAGGAGCUAUUCCGUGAGUGGUCAGCGCAGCCUAACACCAGUGUUGCGGACCUACUGAGCAUGCUCACGACUUUGGGAAGAGAAGACAUUAAAACAGCUCUGCUCCCAAACAUAGAAGACGACUGGAGAUGUUGGAAGGAACAAAGAAGGGCCCCACCAGCUCAAAGAGUGGAUCCUUUCCAAGUUCACAGAGUGGAUCCUUCCCAUGGUCACAGAGUGGGUUCUUCUCAAGGUCACAGAAUGCACCCUUCACAAGAUCGCAGUCCCAUUCCAGGGAAUAAUUUUCCCGGCUCAUAUGUUGAAGGAGAUGUGGAGGAGGAAUUGAUGGAAGUGUAUGAUGUUGGAAUCAUUUGCCACCCAGACGACAACGAAGUAGCAGAGUGCCUCUCUGACUGCUUGGAGAGGGUUUUUAACUACAGUGUUUACCUGCAUCAUCGCGAUGGUCUUGCAGAUGGCAUUGAACUGAUGGAAAUGUGCAAUGCUGUCGAAAACAGGUGCAAUUCCAUAGCCGUAAUCAUGUCGCAUUCCCUGAUGAACAGCCGCUAUCAUAGAGAGUUUACUGGAUUUGCAUACUCGUUAUCUGUUGAAGAUGGCAUGAGGAAGAAGGUACUCGUGGUCUUCACGAUGCCAGAUGUGAAGAAACCUCAGCUACGAAGCGUCUACCGCAUGCUCUCUAACAUUCCACUGCGCACUACCGGCUUCAUGGAGUACGACCUUCGCCGCAUCGGCAACACCUUCUCUAAACAGCGCAUGCCACGCUCCACCUCAGAUCUGACUGUACAUACAGGAAUAGUGCCGGUGUCGUGUCCCGUGCCUACGCAGGACACCCGCCCGUUGGCUCUCACGUGUGAUACAUCCAUACAGGGCUCAACCCCCUUGGCGCUGACAUGUGAUACACGUAUGCAGGAAUCUAGUAUAGUGUCAUCUCCCACAUCUAGCCAGGGAGCAGGAAUGGCUGUAGUGCCAUACACAGCUGUGUAUGGCACGGGCAUGUCAGCUCAGGUGCGUGCCGUACCUAUGGAGGAAACAAGAAUGACAGAGGUACCUGGGUACCUACAAGAUGGUUCACUUGUAGUUACCAAUGAUGAACCACGCAAAAGUUUGUGCCAGAGACUGUGUAAUAGAAUCAGGAAUUUAGGCCAAACGUUGCGUGGCCACGAUGACAACACUUGUCGACAAAGGAGCAAGGACGAAUCUUUUGUGUUUCACACUUAGAGAUUUGAUCGUCACCGUGUCUAGCAACACUAUUUGUAAUGGCACCCAUAGCCGUGGCAGACUGGACGUGCAGGCAGGGCAGGAGGGUGUAUCCUCCCUCACUAAUGUGAUGCCAUGCGUUGUGGGUAACAGUGUGUCACUGUGUUUGCGAAUUCAUAGUAGGAACUGUGAUUGCACACAUCACUAGUGGCUGCUGCUCGCACGACGCAAGUGAAAAACCACGGGCAAAGGGAAGAUGAUACAAGACGAACAAACAACGGGAUCAAACACCAAAAAGAUGAAAUACAGAGCUUCUAUUGUAGGGUAGUUUAACCCUGUGUGUAGAUUUGUAUAUUGUUAUAUAGUAUUUUGCUUACUUUUCCAAAAUUGGUGAUAGAUAGUGAAAGCCGUAAACAGUGAAGUGGUAAAUAAUGGACAAGAGAUAAAGUACAGUUUCUCCACAGGGUUUUAUGCAGGCCAGAUUUAUAUUGAUAUAUCGGACCCAUUCACAAUCCAAAUGGAGGUGAAACUUCACAAUUUGAAUGCAGAUAUUUAUAUUAUUUACACAACUGGGCUGUGUAUUUUUGACAAUAACUACAAUUUCUUAUCAAAAUCAUGUUACUCACUAUUCAGCACUAUCACAAAAAGGCAGUGUUCAAAAUUAACAAAUGUGGUAAUUUUCUCCCAAAAUAAAUUGUCCUGAUUAAACCUAGCUCUAAUUAAGCAGUCGAGCCCAGAUUGGGGAAACGACGUGAGUGUCUCUGUGUAUGUGAGAAAAAUAAAAGAGAACGAAGGGAGAGAGACAUGGGAGGGGGGGGGUGAGCGAGAGAGAGAGAAGGGAGGAAGAAAGAGCAUGUAUACUACGUGUGAUCACUGAUGCCAUGCAAUGUAGUGCAGUAAGCUUGGUUUUAAUUAAAUGAAAUAUAUGCCACAUAUUGCCUCUAAUUUCGAAUGCUAUGUGUGACAUUAGUACACAUUUGACUAGGUGCUGAAAUUGUGAGUCAUUCUUUUAUAAUUUGUGAGGGAUUUAGGGAUAAUAUCAUAUGCGUCGUGUUAUACGUACUGCGAUGUUUGUGCCUUGCGAUAAUUAUGGUGCCAAGAAUUAUAUAAGUGAUUACAAUCAUUGACUGUGAUAGAUGUUGAUAUAACUGUGAUUUUGUGCAUUGCAUGCUGGAAAUUUUAUAUUGCAGGCCAGCAGGAGAAACGAUAUAUAGUGGAUCAGAGAUAGUGUGUAUAGGGGGAGGGUUCCUGUGAAAUGAGAGAUAUGGAGACGAGUAGUUUCUGGUUCGUAGAUGACUAGACUUGAGGAGUUCUUAGAGGGUUUCUGCAGAAAUUUAAGUUAUUUGAGAAUUGCAUAAAGUACAAAACUUUGCCACCCACCCAAUGUAAUGGCUAUGUGCUGUAAUGUUUAUUAUAAACGUGCCCCCUUUCCACACACCUGGUAGUUAGAAUAUAUAGGGUGUUGUUAAAUAUAUAGUGCCAACUAUAUAAUACAGUUAUACUGUAUACGCUGUAUAUUUCGCGGUGGUUUAAUUUUCGCUAAUUUCGCGAACGCAUCCCCGACCACGAAAA
This is a messenger RNA of Priapulus caudatus, 4283 nucleotides long. RefSeq lists its product as uncharacterized. Lineage: Eukaryota; Metazoa; Priapulida; Priapulimorpha; Priapulimorphida; Priapulidae. The record is from RefSeq and is a predicted model, not a curated record. Gene Ontology annotation, biological process: signal transduction. Gene Ontology annotation, molecular function: protein binding. The coding region runs from base 78 to 2732 and encodes 884 amino acids. The transcript is spliced from 7 exons.